GGCAGUAAUCUUCGAUCAUAAUCUUCAAUGGAACAUUGAAAGGACCAGUUCUCCCUACCAAUUCAUCGUUUUAGGGAUUGGACGUUUCUCGCCUUCGAAUUCAGUUUUUCAAGCCUUCGAAUUGACGUUUCUCGCAGAUUUUCUUAGCAAUUUCCUAAUUCGAUCGCAUCUUCAGGAGGUUGAGGCAGAGAAAGACUCUAGUGUUGAGGCCGAGAAUGGGGAUGACUCUGAAGCAAAUACAUCUACUUCUACUACCGUAACACAAACAGAAGCUGAUAAUGACCCAAUGUAUUUGAAAUUGUGGAGAAAAACAAAACAGCAUAAAGAUGGUAGUUUUGAUGAUGAGGGUGAAGCAAAGUUCAACGAAUUUAAAAAGUUACACGAGAAAGAAAUUCAAGAGAAUGGCAUUGAUAAUCUUUCCAUAGACGAGGCUUACAUGAAGGUGCUUGGACAUUGUUCGGGGUACGCCCGGGGUCUUGGUAAAGGACAUCCAGUGGUGGACAAGGGUGGGAAGAAAGGUAAAGCAGAAUUGGAGGCUGAGAUUCAACAACUAAGAGGUAAUAACAAUGCAAUGCAAGCUGAAAUAGAUUUUCUAAAAGCUGAAAGUCAGAGAAAGGAAAAGGAGGCAAAAGAAAGAGAGGAAAGACUGGAAAAGAAGAUUGAGGUCAUUAUGACUUCACUUGGACUUUGAUAAGGGCAUUUAUGAAGAUAGCAAGUUAUGGAGCAAGAAAGGACCCUCAUUUCUAUCAAAUUCAAGUCACUUCUUCCAUGUUCAGUACAUAAUUGUUAUGUUAUGGUUUUCACUUCAAGUGAGCCUUAUUGUGUUGCUUUUAAGGGUGGGAGUGAGGAAACCUUUGAAGAGAGUGUUGAGCUAGGAUCAAAAUUUUUGUGGACAUAUCUCAAGUAAACAUUAUGUGAAUAUGAUUUUGUUUAAACUUUUAUAAGUCAGUCUAGUAGAAGGCUACUAUAUCUGUUGAGGAUUUUGUUAAAAUUUUAGUAAAUCAAUAUAGUAAUAUUUUUUCCCUUA
Molecule: messenger RNA, 1027 nt
Organism: Beta vulgaris subsp. vulgaris (sugar beet)
Lineage: Eukaryota; Viridiplantae; Streptophyta; Magnoliopsida; Caryophyllales; Amaranthaceae
Exons: 4
Coding region: 287-691 (134 amino acids)
Source: RefSeq, a predicted model, not a curated record